Molecule: messenger RNA, 1961 nt
Organism: Hypoxylon trugodes
Lineage: Eukaryota; Fungi; Ascomycota; Sordariomycetes; Xylariales; Hypoxylaceae
Product: cysteine proteinase
Exons: 2
Coding region: 150-1832 (560 amino acids)
Biological process (GO): regulation of proteasomal protein catabolic process; protein deubiquitination; proteasome-mediated ubiquitin-dependent protein catabolic process
Molecular function (GO): cysteine-type deubiquitinase activity; protein binding; proteasome binding
Source: RefSeq, a predicted model, not a curated record
CUUGCCUAUACAUAAUACAACUGCACAUGUACUUGAAUUAAUAAAAACAUCCGUCCCUUCUUCGGAACCAUACCAAGUUUCUUCCUUAUCCUGUCUGUUGGGAUUCUUCAAGAUAUCGAAAAGGACGUAUUAUCCAUUUUUAUUCCAGCAUGGCGACAAUACCUAUUGUCGUGAAGCACCAAGGCACCAAAUAUGAUGUUGAGGUCGACCCCGAUUCGACCGGUGAAAUCUUCAAAUUCCAACUUUACAGCCUCACCGGAGUAGAGCCCGAACGCCAGAAGAUCUUGGUCAAAGGUGGCCAGGUGAAAGAUGAUACCCCCAUGAGCAAGUUCAACUUCCAACCUGGUCAGUCAAUAAUGAUGCUUGGAACACCGGGUGGAAAGGAUAUCCUCGCCCGUCCUAAGGAACAGAUCAAGUUUAUUGAGGAUAUGACGGAAGCCGAAGCCGCCCAACAAGAGGGAGCUAUACCUGCUGGUCUGACCAACCUUGGUAAUACAUGCUACCUCAACUCUACCCUACAGGCUCUACGUGCUAUCCCAGAGUUGCAGAACGCUCUUGGUACCUACGAACCCCAGGCUGGCGGUGCUGCCGCUGCUCUUAUGCCUCCGUUAGACCUGACGAAACAGCUUCGAGAUCUCUACAAGUAUAUGUCGGAAACUCAGGAAACAUACGUCCCCCACGCCUUCUUAACCGCCCUGCGAACUGCCUUUCCUCAAUUUGCCGAGCGCUCACGAACCGGUCCGGGCUACGCCCAACAAGAUGCGGAGGAGGCGUGGUCCCAAAUCGUCACUCAGCUACGCCAAAAGCUACACGUGAAGGAUACUUCUAAUUCCACCGAAAGCUCUUUCGUUGACAAGUAUAUGUCCGGAGAAUUCACAUCCGAACUCGGAUGCGAUGAACCUGCAGCUCGUGAGGGUGGAGAGAAGGCCGUAGUAUCGAAAGAUACUUUCAUCAAGCUCAACUGCCACAUCGACUCGAGUACAAAUCAUCUACGAGACGGUAUUGCUAAUGGUCUGAGUGAGAAGCUGGAGAAAAGAUCGGAAGUUCUUGGUAGAGACGCUGUUUACACCAAGACCUCCAAGAUCUCUCGAUUACCCAAGUACCUUACUGUACAUUUCGUUCGCUUCUUCUGGAAACGAGAGACUCAGAAGAAGGCCAAGAUUAUGCGAAAAGUUACCUUCCCUCACGAAUUAGAUCUCGUAGAAUUUUGCGACGAUAAGCUGAAGGGAAUGCUGGUUCCGGUUAGAGAUAAGGUUCGAGAAGUUCGGAAGGACGAGGAAGAUAUCGAACGCGCACGCAAGCGACGCAAGCGAAACCUUGCUGGUGAAGAUGUCGGCGAUAUUCCCAGCGGUAAGGGUGCGGCUAAGAAGGACGAGAAGAAGGAUGACAGCAAGAAAGCUGCCACUUCGGCGGAUGGUGAUGUUGAGAUGGGUGAGACUUACAAGACGGACGCCGAAAUCGACGCUGAACGCGAUGCUGCGCUUCUCGAAGCGAAGAAGGAGCUACAUGCUUUGAUCAACCCGGAGUUGGGCAAAGAUGAUGGUGCCAACCAGUCAGGGCUGUAUGAGCUUCGAGGAGUCGUUACACACCAGGGUGCUAGUGCGGACAGCGGUCAUUACACGGCUUACGUCAAGAAGGCCGCUCCAGUCGAUCCGAAGACGGGCAAGCGCAAAGAAGAGGAUGGCAAAUGGUGGUGGUUCAACGACGACAAGGUGUCGGAAGUAACGUCGGACAAGAUCGAGGCGCUCGCUGGUGGUGGCGAGUCGCACUCAGCUCUCAUCCUGCUCUACCGCGCCAUCGCCUUACCUGCCGCUGACGGCACGAUCGAGUAAUCAUGAGAAAGAAAAAUGGUACGAGAAGACGAUAUUACAUACUGGCGUUAUGUAUGAAUGCAUGCGUGCAUGGCAAGCAGGGAAUAUGGGGCUAGUAGCAUUAGACUCACAUCCACUUGAUAGGGCACG